AUGGCUCUCAAGACGCAGGGUGCGGCAGAUUCGCGGAGUGUCAUAACAAAGCUGAAUGAUCAGACAACGAAUUCUAGUGGCUUUUAUGAGGCAAAGAUCGACGACGGCUCGCUACCCGUGUAUAUUCCACUUGAUCCCCGACGGAAGCCCGACAUAUCUAUCGAGGCCGAGAGACAGUAUUCACCCUCAUAUCCGUGUGCAGAAUUAGCACACACUUACCUCACAAUCCUCGAUGAAUUAUGGCGGCUGAAAGAAAUAACACUGAUUCAAAAGCCAUUCGAUGUUAGCUCACAGACGUUCAACAACGUUGGCCUGCGCUUUCAGCCGAUUGCGAACUCGCCCACAAUGUUCACCACUAGGCAAGCCACGUGGGCAACGCUCGAACUCCUUGACUUCUCAAUCAAGCGAUCGGAUCGCAACACCGGCGAGUGGCAUGCGCACGAUUGGGUGGUAGGCAACAGCUUUGGACGAUAUGGCCAAAUCGUAUCCAAUGGUGCCGGGACGGUGGCCUCCUCAGCGAGCAACACAACUUCCCCGGAGCCAACGGCAAGCACACCAAACAAUGAUUUGAUCCAGGACCUCUCCACCGCCCCCCAAACCCUUGCUCACCCUACAGUCUCUAACGACACAUUCCCCUCCCUCGAAGGGUCUAGUGACACCAGCAAUAAUACCAGCCCAAGCCCAUUCAAUGACGAAGAAAUCACGAUCAUCUUCCAACCGACAACUGAGUCCCUCGUUUGGAUACAGAUGCUCUACCAACUCCGGGUCCUGUACGUCACCAUAUUGAAGUCCGAGUCUAGUCAAUCAAUGUACGACCGGUGGCCGCCAUACGACUUGAUUGGUGCAGAUACUCGUGUCAAGGGUGUGGAUGCACGAAUGUCCAUCCGCCGGAGAAGAGGUCUAUUUCCUGUAGAGGUUGACUUCGCGGAUAUGACUGAAGGAUUGAGAUUGAUCCUGGCGGAGCUCGCGAAAGAUGGGGGUAAUUGGGUGGGGGUUCAGGAAGCCAAGGACAAUACCGACAGAUGCGGUCUCCUACAUCGCCGUCUUCCCGCCCUUGCUCCUCCUAACCUCUCAACCACCUCAGUUGGCACAACAUACGAACAUCUCGUCGCUCAAACCCUCCGCCAUCUCGCAUUUACACUCACGCACGUAGGUGGCCGCUCAGACCGUGGCAUCGAUCUACUAGGGCACUGGUGUCCACCUACCCAGACCCCUCACCCCUUCCCGUCUCUCAAUGGAGACGCAGAUGUUUCAGACAAUCCCAGAAUCCAGCCAAAAAAUCAGAUCCCAGUGAUCGUCCAAUGCAAAGCCCACGCGCGAUCCCCGUCCCCAUCCUGGAUCCGGGAGCUAGAAGGCGCUAUUGCGCACGCGCCCGCGCUUCUAGGAGAUAGGGUAUUGGGGAUCCUAGUCUCCAAACGGGCGAUGACGGCUGGAGUGAGAGAAGCGGUGAUGAAGGCAGGAAGAGGGGUCAUGUGGGUGCAAGUUGAAGAGCAUGAGGGUGAACGGGGGACGAUGGCGGAGGGGAGGAUAGCACAAGUACUUUGGAAUAGUGCUGUGGCUGAUGUUGUGGGAAGAGAUUUGGGGACCGGUGUGGUUUAUGUUGGUUAUGGUGGGGAUGGAAGGGGGAAGGUAGAGAAAGAGUUAAGAUUGUCGUGGAAAGGGAGGGUUUGGGAGCCGAGUGACGAGACGGUGAAGGAAGCUGGGAAUGGGGAAGGGCAGUGA
This is a messenger RNA of Bacidia gigantensis, 1722 nucleotides long. RefSeq lists its product as uncharacterized. Lineage: Eukaryota; Fungi; Ascomycota; Lecanoromycetes; Lecanorales; Ramalinaceae. Gene Ontology annotation, cellular component: mitochondrion. The transcript is spliced from 4 exons. The record is from RefSeq and is a predicted model, not a curated record. The coding region runs from base 1 to 1722 and encodes 573 amino acids.